AUGCGUUGCAGCGUUAUGAUGGAGGAAGCCAUCGCGCCCGAAGCGAAGCUGCCCACCUUGAAGGUGGGACACGACUUCUGGUACCAGCAGUAUGACACGAACGCCGUCGCCGAGGGCUGGCGCGGCUCCGCGAUGCGUCACUGGGUGGACCGGGCAGGGGUGGACCGGUCUGCGGACGCUUUGGAGGCGGAGUUGCGAGCAACCCGCAUUGGGCGUCGCAGCGUGACGGAAGGGCGCCGCCUUGCCAUGCGCCGCCAGCGCGAAGCGCGUCAGGUCGCACUCGAGGCCCGUCGGCCGACGCCGCCCGAGCCACAUGUCCAGCAGCUGGCCAGCCUCUUCUUUGACUCCAACGCUCUGGGCGAAAGGUUUGAAGCCGGCCAUGGACUGGCUCGACGCACGGAGGCCGCCGAGGCGUUGGAAGGGGAACUCCAGUCCAUGGAGGUCGGCAAGAUGAAGGGCAACCAGGGUCGUCGCCUGGAGAUGGCCAGGAAGCGCAGGGACGCGUAG
This is a messenger RNA of Symbiodinium natans, 507 nucleotides long. The record is from the annotation of a GenBank genome assembly. NCBI's taxonomy places the organism in Eukaryota, Dinophyceae, Suessiales, Symbiodiniaceae.